AUGUGGGCCAAGUAUCGCGGCGGCGUCAUGAUGCAGCUCGACCCCUCAGGCAAAAUUCUUCGCCAGUAUUCUGAUCCAUACGCCCACCAUGACCAGAAUCACCUCGACGACGGAACCCUUUUGUACACCACCCUCGAACCUCUCACAGCGGACGAAGCAGCUCGCGUGCGCGGCGGUAUACCCGGUAGCGAAGCACCAGGCGGGAUCAUCUACGGCGACUGCAUCAAGCUAGUAGAUCCCUGGUCUGUCUCAAACAACUCCUCCUCGGCCGACUUUGACGGCAGCAACGGCAAGGGUGGUGCGAAGCUGCUCUGUGUCAGCUUUGAUUCAGAGGGAAAUAUCAUCGCCUCGACGCGUAAUGCUUCCGGUGUUUUCAUCAUUAGUCGACAGACCGGUGAAGUCCUUUGGCAUUUGACUGCGCCGGUAGUGUGCCAACAGCACUGUGCGCACCAAAUCAAUUCUGCAGGUGACAUCCUCAUCCUCGACAAUGGCGUCUUCAGACCCGAGAUUUCUGUGCCAUUCUCACGGGCUAUCAUUGUCUCUCGUGAUAAGCAGAUCAAGUGGGAAUACAAGGAUACAACGACCGGUGGCCUAGGCUUCUUUACUCCUUUCAUGGGGUCCGCGCAGAAACUGGAGAAUGGGAACGUAUUGAUAUGCGAAGCGGCUACUGGUCGGAUCAUGGAAGUUACUGAGGAUGGUAAGGUGGUGUGGGAAUUUAUUGUUCCACAGCUGCAGGAUUACAAGGCCGUCAUGAGCAAGGAUGAGCUGGCUGAAAUGGAGAGAAUUGGGUUCUCAAAUCAGAGCAAUGCUAUCUUCAGGGCAUACAAGUAUCGCCCCGAGGAGGUGCCCUGGGUGAAGGAAGAUUGA
Messenger RNA from Penicillium brasilianum, 867 nucleotides. Lineage: Eukaryota; Fungi; Ascomycota; Eurotiomycetes; Eurotiales; Aspergillaceae. The record is from the annotation of a GenBank genome assembly.